This is a messenger RNA of Rodentolepis nana, 2523 nucleotides long. The record is from the annotation of a GenBank genome assembly. Lineage: Eukaryota; Metazoa; Platyhelminthes; Cestoda; Cyclophyllidea; Hymenolepididae.
AUGACUGAUUUUUCUGAAAUUGAGGAAUUUCCAACCGUUCCCAAGAUUUUUCGUACUGAAUAUAAAUUUUCUUUUAAUUCUACUCGAAAUCAAGAAUGUGAAGUUAACUGUCCGCCAAAUGGGGAUUUUGUAUUACCUCCCACGCCUUCUACGCUAAUGGAGGAUGAUGAAUUCUACCAGAAAUUGAGCCCACUGCCAUGGCCCGUUCAUAAUGAAGAAAAACACACUUAUAUCUAUAAUAGAGAAACAUUGUCAAAACCAAGAUCUCCUAGAAGUUCGGAAUGGGACGACAGAAUGAAUGUUCACUUAGUGGAAGGUAACUGCUCUGGACAAAUAAUGAGUAAUCAACUAGGCUCUGGCCGUCCGAUCGAUGAUCCAAGGGAAGGUACAGAAGUGAACAAAACUCAUUCUCUUUCAAAAGCAAAUUUUCCCGGCAAUCUAACUGUCAAGCCCCGUAAUAAAUAUCUUGCAAUACCCAAACAACUUCCAGGAAAUAGAAAAUCUGUCAAUUUUCACUGCAAUGAGGUUAAUGAAAAGAAGUCCCAAGGUGUUCAAGCCGGAGAUGCUCGUGAGAAUAUGAGUAAAAAGCCUUCCAAUUUCCUAGACAAUGUGGAGUUACUUGAGGAUGGAGAUAAUACUGAAGGCUUGGAGGCGAAUAUUUUUGAUAAACUGAGUGAGGACACUAACUCCCUAUGUGAAAAUGUUAGUAAUCACUUGGUUUCAACUUAUCCGAGAGCCCAAAUGCAAACUGAUUGUAAGGUAGAUAUUGCCGUAUCCCCUAUUGCUUUUUUGACUGGGAAGAUGAACAAAAACCGUACUGAUGAACAUGGGGAUGAUUUAUCUAUUAUCAAUGCUACUGGUUACGCUUUCCACGACAAAAGUCCACCUGAAAAGACUUCUCCACAAACUGAUUCAAGAAAAGUCGGAUCUCAUACGCAAGGCAGUACAUUUGAGCUAGUAAUCACAGAGCCGUCUCCUAUUAUCGAAUGUAGUGUGCUGAAAAUUGACAAUCCUGUACCUCUGAUUCAGAAGAAUACUCUUCCAGAAGUUUAUGGACAACCAGAUUACGAUUAUAAUAAAUGGAAACGACCAAUGACCUUAGAAGAGCAAAAAUCUAUUUUCUAUGCCACAGUCAUGGCAAGUGAAUCCGAAGGUCUUAAAGAAGUCAAUCAAAAUAGGAUGAAUGUAGUUGUCGUAGAUGAUACGACUUCUACACACCACCUUUUACCCUCCCAAAAUCCGUUGAUGUAUCGUGAUUUUGAUAAUGUUGGAUUCCAAACACAACAGUGGUUCAAUAAGAGAACGCGGAUCUCGAGCUCUUCCUUCGCUUCUGGACAUGAUGCAACUUUAGUUCGUCAGAAUUCAUGUCGUCAAUUAUUAGUUUCUUCAGUAUCUUCUGAACACCGGCCUUUACAGAGCAGAAACUCAAGCUGCAUAUCUUGUUUGUCCUAUUCUUCAUCUGAAUCGAAUUUAUCCCAUUCCUGCCAGGCGUUAGAUGAAUCUCAAUCAACUGAGGGGAAAUCAGUUGUGCCUUUGAGAGAAAUGAAUCAGUUAGAGCACCAAAUUCCUUCAAUUAACUUGAUUCAAGCCACUCCAGAGAAGAAAACACUAACGCCAGUUGGUUAUUUAUCAACCGAUAGAGAUUUGGUACAUCUUAAACCAAAAAUUCCUCAAUAUGUGCCUGAAUUUGAGGGUAGACCUAUUGAGACGAGGGAGCUAGGCUGUUCCCCUGAAGAAAAUCGCAAACGGAUAAUACAAGAAUGGCUUAUUCAUCGAAUUUCUGCAAAUGUUGUUGGACAUUUCAGAAGUAAGGUCGUGCGUAUGCUUCAUGAAGGGGAUUCAAAUAACGUAGAUAUCAAGGGAGAUUUGAAUUGUAAAGAUGGCAAUCAAACUUAUUUGCGACCGCCUAUGAAAGACAUUCCGGCAAAAGGCCAAAUUACUUUGGGAAAAAGUCAUGAGAAAAGUCAAGAACAUAAAAGAUCGUCAAGUGCCAUAACGGAUAAUGCGCAAUUAAGGAAUGAAAUUCAACCGAUAGAAUUAAUUGAAAGCCUUGAAUCCAAUCAUAAUAUCAAUCUGAAUAAGGUUUACUUAAAUAAUAAAGGAAUGAGUGGACAGAAACAAUUGACUAAGGGGAGGCAUUCGGUUCCGAGUACGCAACUAAGGCCUCAGACAAGUGUUUCAACACUCAAUUCAAAGAAAACAGACCUUCCAAAUUUACAUGAUUUCGAAGAAGUACUUGAAAUUGAUCCGCGUGAUGAUAUUGUCAAAAGUCACCUAAAUAUCCACGACAGGAGAAUAAAAUCCGUGAGUAUGAAGACAGGUUGUUACCUCAAUAUGAAGGGUCCGAUUAAAGUUCCAUCCUUAGAUGGAACUCUGAAGCGUGAUAAAGAAGUCUAUGAAUUGACGAUCGGUGCACCGAACAGGGUGAAAGCCGAUCGAUGUAUAAACUUCUUACGGGAAACCUUCCCUCACACAGCUUUUUCGAGGAAACAGGUGCAAGUUCGUACUUUAAAUAAAUUUUAA